Cervus elaphus (red deer) is the source of this 4101-nucleotide messenger RNA. RefSeq names its product junctional adhesion molecule 2 (gene JAM2). Lineage: Eukaryota; Metazoa; Chordata; Mammalia; Artiodactyla; Cervidae. Bases 158 to 1054 code for a protein of 298 amino acids. Gene Ontology annotation, biological process: leukocyte tethering or rolling. The record is from RefSeq and is a predicted model, not a curated record. Gene Ontology annotation, cellular component: tight junction; protein complex involved in cell adhesion; cell surface. The transcript is spliced from 10 exons.
CCCAUCAGGGUCCGCCCCUCCGCGCCGCCGCGCGCCGCUCUCCGCUCCCGCGCCGAGGAGUCCGGUGACCCCCACCGCCGCCCCCGGCCGGCCUCCCGCGCUCCCGCCGCCGGGACCCUCAGCUUCGGAGGAGCCGCCAGCUCCCGACCCCACGAAGAUGGCGAGGAGGAGCCGCCACCGCCUCCUGCUCCUCCUGCUGCGCUACCUGGUGGUCGCCCUGGACUAUCAUAAGGCCUAUGGAUUCUCUGCCUCAAAAGAUCAUCAAGUAGUCACGGCAAUAGAGUAUCAAGAGGCUAUUUUAGCCUGUAAAUACCCAAAGAAGACCGUUUCCUCCAGAUUGGAAUGGAAGAAGUUGGGGCGCGGUGUUUCCUUUGUCUACUACCAACAGGCUCUUCAAGGUGAUUUUAAAGAUCGAGCUGAGAUGAUAGAUUUCAGCAUACGGAUCAAAAAUGUUACAAGAAAUGAUGCCGGGAAAUAUCGCUGUGAAGUUAGUGCCCCAUCGGAACAAGGUCAAAACCUGGAGGAGGAUACGGUCACUCUGGAAGUAUUAGUGGCUCCGGCAGUCCCAUCAUGUGAAGUACCCAGUUCUGCUCUGCGUGGAACUGUGGUGGAGCUGCGAUGUCAGGACAAAGAAGGCAACCCAGCUCCUGAAUACACGUGGUUUAAGAACGGCGUCCCUCUGUUAGAGAAUCCAAAACUGGGCUCCCAGAUCACCAACAGCUCAUACACAAUGAAUCCAAAAUCUGGAACUCUGCAAUUUAAUACUGUUUCAAAACUGGACAGUGGAGAAUAUUCCUGCGAAGCCCGUAAUUCUGUUGGACAUCGCAGGUGUCCUGGGAAACGAAUGCAAGUAGAUGAUCUAAACAUAAGUGGCAUCAUAGCAGCUGUGGUCAUUGUGGCCUUAGUGAUUUCCGUCUGUGGCCUUGGCGUGUGCUACGCACAGCGGAAAGGCUACUUUUCAAAAGAAACAUCUUUCCAGAAGAGUAGUUCUGCAUCUAAAGCCACUACCAUGAGUGAAAAUGAUUUCAAGCACACAAAAUCCUUUAUAAUUUAAAAGAAUCCUACCUUGGCGAUACACCAAAACCACAGUUGUUGCACAAGUUAUUGAAAGAUUAUAAAACUCUGCUUUGUCUUACAUUUGCGAAGAGGUACAUGAGGAUAUGAAAUUGGUAUUGCAUUAUAAUCUGUAUGACUGCUAAAUCACUUAAAAUUUUUAUACAAAUAGUUCUGUGAGCACCUAAAAUACAAAUCUGGCUUCUUGUGUCUUGACAGAGGUACAGGAAUCAAAAUACUUUGUAAUAUUCUGGGGCUUUUGAAAUGUUAAAUAUCCUAACUUCUAGCAAAAGUUACUAAAAUGUAUCAUUCUGGUUGUGAAAUUAAUCCAAAGAGUAUGAAAAUAUCACCUACAUGCACCCUCUGUGAGAGUGUGAUUUAGAGGGUUCAGAAUACUCUGACAGACACAAAAGGAGCCUCUGGUCGCAUUCCUGCCAGAAUCCUCCUUUUCCUCUUAUCUAAUCCUUAUUCUGCUGCUUGUUUAUCACUGGUCUAGUCACAGAAUGGUGGCAGAAUGGGUCUCAUAACCCAAGGAUUUCACUCUGUGUGUACUUUCAUUUCUGAGAACCACAAGCAACAUGAAGAAAAAUACGUAAUACCAGAGCUCACUCACCUGGGUGUGUUCUUGAUUUCUUCAUUAAACAUCAUUUUGAGAGUCAAACACAAACCCAAGUGUCUUAUUUCACCCUCAGAGCUGGUUGUUGCCAUUUCCUUCCCCUAAGACUCCUUUGAAGGGGAUCAGUGACCUUGGCAUCAGAACUCGCCACUGGAGCCAAUGCACAUAACCCUGUCGAUACCUGUUGUUGGGUGAUGGUGACUUCACAUCUGUCUCUAAAAACCAAGCAGUGAAAUUUUGCAUUCGGCCAAGUGCCUUGCUGUUAUGGCCAGCCCUCUGCCAGUCCUUCUUAUGGCAAAGUCAGGGAUAUGGAGGGAGGAGUGGCUGUCUAACCAGUAAAAUGAGAUGAAACAGCUUGAGCUCCCUGUGGUUCUUGGCACCCAGUGCCACACUUGAUACAUAGAAGACACAGGAGAAAUUAAAUGAAAAAAUGGGUCUGAUCAUCUGGUUUCUCAACUGACAGAUCACGAAGACCUCCAGCUAGUGUUACAAAGUGAAAAUUCCAAUGAUCUGUGUAAUAGGAGAGCAGUUAGAUUGUGUUAAGAACAUAAUCAUCUAGAACUUAUUUUGGUUAUUCAACUCAUAUUGACAAAACAAUAUGGCUAGGGCGUUCCCAGUUCUGGGAAAAUCUAGAUGAAAAGGUUCCUCACUACCUUUGACAAUUUUGAACAUGGUUAAGCUGCUUUUGGACAACAGACCCUGGUGACUCAGAUGGUAAAGAAUCUGCCUGCAGUGCUGGAGAUCUGGGUUCAAUCUCUGGGUCGGGGAGAUCCCUGGAGAAGGGAAUGGCUACCCACUCCAGUAUUCUUGCCUGGAGAAUUCCAUGGACAAAGGAGCUACAGCCCAUGGGAUCCCAAAGAGUCGGACAUGGCUGAGCGACUCACACUUUCACUUUUCAAGCUGCUUUUAAAGGAGUCCACUCUUUUUGCCCAGCAUGUGCUAAGUUGCUUCAGUCGAGUCCAACUCUUUGAGACCCUAGCAAAUCCCUAGGAUUCACUGGACUGACGACUGGAUUAAGUACUCACCAAGAGCCGAAUAUAUGCCUGGACACGUCCCUAGUCUGUGACAUUCAGUGAUUCUCACCAGAAUUCUCACCCUCCCAACAUUUUCUGUGAAGGGCCAAGAAGUAGAUAGUUCAAACCAUACAAGGCCAUAUGGUCCCUGCUACAACUGCCUGGACGUACUCGGCUCUGCAAUUUUUCAUGCCAUUGGAGCAUGAGAGCAGCCAUAACAAUAAAUUUUUUAAAUGGUCUCAUUUGUUUAUUUCAUAAACAGUAAGCUAUUGAGGUUAGCAAUAUCAAUAACCUCAGAUACGCUAAUGGAAAAGAGUGACACCACUCUUAAGGCAGAAAGCAAAGAGGAACUAGAGUCUCUUUGAUGAAAGGGAAAGUGAAAAAGCUGGCUUAAAACUUAACAUUCAAAAAACAAAGAUCUUAGCAUCCUGUCCCAUCACUUCAUGGCAAAUAGAUGGGGAAACAAUGGAAACAGUGACAGACUUUACUUUCUUGAGCUCCAAACUCACUGCAGAUGGUGACUAAAGCCAUGAAAUUAAAAGACACUUGCUCCUUGGAAGAAGAGCUAUGACAAACCGAGACAGCAUAUUAAAAAGCAGAGACACCUUACUUUGCUGACAAAGGUCUGUCUAGUAAAAGCUAUGGUUUUUCCAUUAGUCAUGUAUGGAUGUGAGAAUUGGACCAUAAAGAAGGCGGACUGCCAAAGAAAUUGAUACUUUUGCACUGUGGUGUUGGAGAAGACUCUCGAGAGUCCCUUGGACUGCAAGGAAAUCAAACCAGUCAAUCCUAAAAGAAAUCAGCCCUGAAUAUUCAUUGGAAGGACUGAUGUUGAAGCUGAAGCUCCAAUACUUUGGCCACAUGAUGCGAAGAGCUGACUCAUUGGUAAAGACCCUGAUGCUGGGAAAGAUUGAAGGCAGGAGAAGGGACAACAGAGAUGGUUGGAUGGCAUCACUGACUUGAUGGACGUGAGUUCAGCAAGCUCUUGGAGUUGGUGAUGGACAGGGAGACCAGGUGUGCUGCAGUCCAUGGGGUUGCAGAGUUGGACACGACUGAGCCACUGAACUGACUGAAUGAUAAACAGCAAGCCGUCGGGAUCUGGCCGACAUGCAGAGUUUCCCAACUGCUGGUGGACAAGCAUUAAAAACAAAAGAUUUAUAAUUCUUAGAGCACUUUUUGUUUCCAUAAAGUAAAAUUGUGUUGUAUAAAGGUUAGGGCUCUAGAAUCUAACAGCAACUUUUGUUUUGUUUUACUUUUAUCAUUGACUGUUGUAACUAGAUUUAUUUUUAGUGGGGAGUUUAACCUAACUAAAUCUGGAACAAUUGUCUUUCAAUACAGCCUUGCAAAGAGCUUCCUUUAUUUCACAGUUGGUUUUGUCUGAUUAGAGUCUACAUUAAAAAUAGCAGAAUGUAAAAAAAAAAA